Messenger RNA from Adineta ricciae, 414 nucleotides. The record is from the annotation of a GenBank genome assembly. Lineage: Eukaryota; Metazoa; Rotifera; Eurotatoria; Adinetida; Adinetidae.
AUGCCUUCUACGACGUUUUUAUUCUUCUUUUUUCUCGGUGUUUUUCCUUCGAUCAACACAUUGGAUUGCUAUUCAUGUAAAAUUCGAGGAGAGCAACCAACCAGUUGUUACGAUCCAUUUAAUCUCAAUGGAACAUCGAUCACAACAGCAUCUGCAACAACAUCGAACGCAAUUUGUGUUAAAAUCAUUGGUAAACUGAACACGAAUGAACGAUUCGCGAUCAGAAAUGUCAGUCCCAAUGGAUGUCCGAAUGGUCUGAACAGUACCGAUGUCGGUGGUAAUACCACAAAUAUUCGAGUGACUGAUCUGAAAAUUAGCUGUUGCAAUCGACAUUUAUGUAAUCAUGGAGUUCGCCAUGAAAAACUCUUUGGUUUGGCGUUUUCUGCUAUAAUUCUCAUGUAUAUUGUUGAAUAA